UUCUGAACAGAAGAUGUUACAUUUCGUGCUCAUUCUGCAUGUGGUCUCUGCGUGUAGCGCAACUUACACUUCAACUUCUCAUGUGAUUUUCAACGAUAGUACUGUCUACGCGGACGACUCCUUAUUGUGGAAACAAAAAUUUCUUUUCGAAAUACUUCGGAAUGUUUACCAACCUUUGGAAAAUGAAGAGUUUAAACCAUUCUUUAAAAGUUGGAUCUCAGAUGAGUUGAAAUAUAAAGACUUUCCAGCUGUUUCCAAAUUUUUCCAGUUGUUUAAUGGAAAUUUUCUACAGAAAGGGGAGAUAUUCACUAUAUUCGAUAAAUGGCAUUUGUACCAAACACGCUUAUUGUUCAAUCUUCUGUAUUACUCUAUCGAUUGGGACACGUACAAGAGUAAUGUCAUAUGGGCUCGAGAAAAUGUAAACGAAGGCAUGUUUAUCUUUGCUGUGUCACUUUCCGUAAUUCAUCGCAAGGAUCUACAAGGUGUUGAACUGCCUGCUAUUUACGAAAUCAAUCCGUACCUUUUCUUCAAUGGAGACCUUAUUCACGGCGCUCUAUUUCGUAAGCUGCGUGACUUAGAUUAUGGAUUCUAUGAUGGAAACAUUCGAAACGCGGCAUCGAGCAAUUACACAUCAAAGUUUACUGCGAAUCACCAUGACGAAGGAGAUCUAGCCUAUUAUACAGAAGACAUUGGAAUGAACUCAUAUUAUUUUUAUUAUAUGUUAGAGUAUCCCACAUUUCUUGGAGGCGACGAUUUUGGUUUGGAUAAAGACCGUCGUGGCGAGUUGUUCUUAUACAUGCAUCAACAACUGCUUUCUUGGUAUUAUCUUGAGAGACAAUCAAACUCAUUAGGGUCAAUUGAAAUGUUGGACUGGAAAUUUCCACUCAAAACUGGAUAUUAUUCAAUGCUUCGUUAUUGGAAUGGUGUUCCAUUUCGAUCAAGAGAACAUUUCUUUACUCUAAACAAGGAUGAUUAUGUCAAGUUAGACCAAAUACUUGAAUAUGAGCAUCGUUUCAAAGAAACUAUUGACAGAGGUUACUACAUACUGUCAAAUGGUACUAGAGUCGACCUAAGAACAUCUGCAGCAGUUGACGUACUAGGAAACAUGAUUAACAGUAAUGUCGAUAGUAUCGACCAAGAAUACUUUCAAGCUAUAGAGAUGCAGGCUCGAUCGAUCCUUGGUCGAAGUAGUAAUUACCAGCUGAAUGAUGAGCUGUGGCCGGGGCCUACAAUGCACUAUGAAACUUCAAUGCGAGAUCCUCUCUUUUAUCAAUACGUUGAAAGAAUGCUAGGAUUGUAUUGGCAGUACAAAAGCUAUUUACCUCCGUACACUUAUGAUGAACUGAACUUCAACGGAGUGGAAAUAAAAAAUUUGGUUGUCGAUAAACUGAUUACAUUCUUCGAAUAUUACCACGCUGAUAUUAGUAACGGUCUCCCGUUUAAUUCCAAUAGCUCACCGAAUAGAUCUACAUGGAAUUUUACAGUUUUUGCCCGGCAAAAGCGUCUCAAUCAUAAACCGUUUGGCUACGCCCUUACUGUACAUUCCAACUUCACUGGGAAGGGUGUAAUUCGAACGUAUAUGGGCCCAAAAUUCAGCAAUAUUAGGCAAUUAACAAUUCUAAAGAAAUACUAUGUUGAAAUGGAUCAGUUUUUAGUUGAUUUAGUGAAAGGGGAAAAUAUUAUCAAACGUAAUACUCGAGACUUCUACUAUAACAUCAGAGAUCGUACCACCUACACUGAACUAUACAAACAAAUACUACGAGCCAUCAAUGAACGGGAAAAAUUCGUCCUGGAUAUGUCCGAAGCUCAUUGUGGAUGGCCCGACCGAUUAUUGCUACCCAGAGGACUACCUAAUGGUUAUGAAAUAUCAUUCUUCUUCAUUAUUUCACCAUACCAGGAACCACAGGUGACACAGUAUUCUACGUUCACUUCAUCCAUUAGUUGUGGGGUAGGUUCAGGGUCUAAGUAUAUUGACGAUCUACCAUUUGGAUACCCAUUUGAUCGAGAAAUCGACGCGGGAUAUUUCAUAACAAAGAAUAUGAUUUUCCAUAACGUAAUGAUUUAUCGUGUAAAUGAAUCUAAAAUGAAUAAAACAACAAAAUGAAGUUAUUAUAAAAAAUAAAAAGAUGAAAUACAUGAAAAAGCUUUUUACUGAUCAGACAAUAUUAUACGUCAUCGGUGUUAAACGGGGAACGGAUUCGGAUUCAGUUGUAAUCAUCGUAGGCCAAGAAGGAAACAUGAGCCAACCUUUGUAAAACGUCUUACUUUCGGUUUAAUAAAAUCAAUAUUUUUGGUAACAUACGAAA
Molecule: messenger RNA, 2306 nt
Organism: Malaya genurostris
Lineage: Eukaryota; Metazoa; Arthropoda; Insecta; Diptera; Culicidae
Product: hexamerin-1.1-like
Exons: 3
Coding region: 14-2104 (696 amino acids)
Source: RefSeq, a predicted model, not a curated record